CCGUGUUCCGUGUGGCGUCCCACCUUGGGCAUGGUCGUUGGCAUGUGCACACAUACCUAUACACGUGCGUGCGUCUAUGUUGCUCGUGUGCUCUUGCUCGUCUGCCAAACGUGCCUCUCGUCUGUAUCUGUCAUUGAACGGGGUGAAGCAUUGGAAUCCAACCAAUGACGAACCUCACAGUCUAUGUCCUGCUUCAAGAGUGAGCACGUGGGCAAAUCCUCUCCCUUCCAUCUCUCCCAGUUCUUUUCCUACCCUCACCUCUCACCCGCCUCGCGCCCCGCGGUAGCGUUUCCUAUCUCGGGUUCCCUCAAUGCCUCCCCAAUUGCCUUUCGGGACAAUCCCAUGUUCACGGUCCAGAGGCCGCCCGCCCGUCGCGAUAUGUACGACGGCAUUUGGAACAACAGGCAGCAGACAAACGGCUCAUGGCAAGCUGCUCCAGGAGGUGUCCUGAUCGGCUUGCCUCUUUCUGAGAUCCCGAUGGCUUGCGGCUUUCCCGCCCCUCCCCCUCAUUUCCUUCCCCUAAUGGAAAGCAAAAACCGGGACCGAACUCUAUUUAAGAGGAGCAACAAGAGGCGAAGCUCUCAUGGUCCCCCCCAGCCCCCCAAGACCGCCAUCUCAAACUGGACUAGCAGCCGGAACCCCUGUGGAAUCGGUGGGUCCACCCAUCGUGCACUAGAUACAGGGCCAACAUACAAACGUCCGGCGAGAAGCUUGGUUCACGUCAGGAUCUUUUCAACAUCCAAAGUAAACAAGCACGUGACGGCGUGGAUAUCGUCGGGCAUGGGAAGAAGACACCUGCCAUGUCGCCAAAUCAAAAGUCUUGGCAGUACGUCGUUCGUACCGCGACCACGUCUUGCUUUCACGAACUGUCUCAACGCAUCCCGAUGACCAAAAGCCCAUUCGUGCAACCCGAAGCUUCUCAUCUCACUCUUGAACCUCAAUGCUACCGAAGAAAAAGAGAAGAAAGUCGAUUGAGCCAUUCGUCGUUAUGGUAGAAGUGCCCGUAGAACCCCUUGCUCGUACCGUACCAG
This is a messenger RNA of Colletotrichum navitas, 1031 nucleotides long. RefSeq lists its product as uncharacterized. The record is from RefSeq and is a predicted model, not a curated record. The transcript has a single exon. NCBI's taxonomy places the organism in Eukaryota, Fungi, Ascomycota, Sordariomycetes, Glomerellales, Glomerellaceae. Bases 184 to 888 code for a protein of 234 amino acids.